Dioszegia hungarica is the source of this 1404-nucleotide messenger RNA. Its product is annotated as amidase signature domain-containing protein. Bases 1 to 1404 code for a protein of 467 amino acids. NCBI's taxonomy places the organism in Eukaryota, Fungi, Basidiomycota, Tremellomycetes, Tremellales, Bulleribasidiaceae. The transcript has 10 exons. The record is from RefSeq and is a predicted model, not a curated record.
AUGCCCCUCCCUGCUUCCCUCAACCUGCUCCAGACGUCCAUCAGAGAGCUCUCUUCCCUUCUCGCCUCUGGGACGAUAACUUCCGUCGAGCUAGUCCAUGCCUACCUCGCCAACAUCGAGAAGAACGAUAUCGCCGGUCUCGGUCUUCGCGCAAUCAUUCAGACUGCUCCUGUCGCGUCUGUUCUCAAGAUCGCCCAGACGCUGGACGAUGAGCGUCAAGCUGGCAUAGUCCGGGGAGCUCUGCAUGGCAUCCCUUUUUUGGUGAAAGACUGCAUAGCCACCGAUCCGGAACUGGGAACGGCAACUUCAGCUGGGAACACUGCACUCCAGCGAAGCGUCGUCCCGGGCGAUGCGGAGGUGAUCAAGCGCCUGAGGGAUGCCGGGGCGAUCGUUCUCGCCAAAACCAACCUUACCGAAUUUGCCAAUUUCAAGGGCAGAGACCUCCCUAACGGCUGGUCAGCGGUCGGCGGUCAAGCCAAGUCGGUGUACGUGCCAGGAGCGGAACCGCUGGGAAGCUCGACGGGGAGCGCGAUGGGUCUCAGUGCGGGCUUCGGGGCAGUCGCGUCCGCCAGUCGAGCUGCUUUGUACGCUAUCAGACCAUCUACCGGUCUGAUGCCCAUGCAGGGUAUCGUACCCGUCAGUGGAGACCGGGAUACUGUGGGUCCGCUGGCGUUUACUUCGGUAGAUGCUGCGCUUGUCAUGUUUGCCAUGUCCGGCAGCGAUGGCAAAUACCUCCGCGCUGCCGAAGCACCCAGCAUGGCCGGUGUCCGCCUAGGUCUCGUCCGCAAAUACUUCAUCGACGAUGUCCAAGGUCACUCUUCCCUUCCUGGUACCCCCAUCCCGACCAUGGUCAAGGCGAUGCACGACACCGUAGCUACCAUGCGAAAGGGUGGAGCCGAUGUGAUUGACGUGGACAUGGAUGUCAAAGCCGAGGAGAGGCAGGUCCUCCUCAAGACGGAGCUGGGGAUGUGGAGGAGCGACUUCAAGGAGGACAUGACGGCGUAUCUGGCUGGGCUAAAGGAGAGUCCAGUGCGGAGCGUGGAGGAGCUGGUCAAGUGGAACGAAGACCAUGCUGAUGUCGAGUUGCCUCCUCACGCUCCGACACAGCAGUUCCUCGUCGAGUCCAUGGACGCUCCUCCGCGCGACUCGGACGCGUAUCGUACCCUUCAAGCUCGAUCAGCGGAUAUAGCCAAGAAGAGGGGUCUCGACUAUAUCUUUGAGCGACACCAGCUCGACGCCGCGAUCUUCGCUACCGAGCUCGGGUUUGCCUUCCUCUACGUGACAGCGGGAGGGUACGCUUCAGGUUCUGCUCCGCUCGGGUAUGGUGCGGAUGGUGCGCCUUUCGGAAUCAUAUCCGCUUACGAAGUUCUCGUGCCGCAAAGGAGGACUCCCAGUACGCUAUAG